Molecule: messenger RNA, 1546 nt
Organism: Carassius carassius (crucian carp)
Lineage: Eukaryota; Metazoa; Chordata; Actinopteri; Cypriniformes; Cyprinidae
Exons: 9
Coding region: 286-984 (232 amino acids)
Source: RefSeq, a predicted model, not a curated record
ACAGUAAAUUUACCAGUGUUGAUUUUCCAGUGUUACAAUAAAGUGUUAAAAUAAAGUGUUGGAUCAACACUGAACAGAAUGGGUCUAACACCAGAAGUGUCAGGUUUCAAAUAAGAGUUGGUGUUAUUUUACAUAGUUGCAAACAUCAACUCUCAUUCAGAGUUAAUCAAGCCACACCUCCAUUAACGUGCAGACAGACGUCAUUUUUUAUCGAAACAGACCACAUGCGGACGCCAUUUUACUUCGCUGGAAGAGUUGUGCCAGGAGUUCGGGUGCUUAAUUACAAUGAUUGUCAAAGCACAAUUUCGGAAUAGGAAGAAAUUCAUAAAAAUCUCAGAGACGUGCUUUGAUUUAUUUCUAGCAGAGGUGAAAGAGAAGUUCUCAAUUCCAGACGACCUUGCUGUUACAGUUACAGAUGAAACUGGUACAGAGGUGGAUAAAGAUGUGUUUCCUGAUCUAAUGUCCACCAGUGGGUUGGUUUUAGUCAUAAAUGAGUUGACUGACAUUGGAUCUUCCACACCUCAGUCUUCAGUCAGCUUGGAUACAGAUACACUGUCUCUAACUUCAAAAAGCAGUGAAGAGAGUGACUGGUUUAGUCCAAAACGAUUCAGAAAGGAUGAUGAUGAUGAUGUGGCAUCACAACAAGCACAGGCCAGAGAUCUGAUAAAACUAAUUCUACAGACAAGACCAGGUGGAGGAAAUGUGCUUAAGGAGUAUGACGAUACAGGCACAAUUAGUGAUGACACGAGAAAAGUGAUGGUGAACAUCUUAGUUGCACACAUGAUGGAGACAGAAGGAAGGGUCCCACAUCGACUUACCAAACAGAAGUAUGGAUUGGGAAUUAUCACCUUGUUUCCCUCACUCAGAGAUCCCCAAGGAAGGACUGGAUAUGAACAUUUCUAUGAUGGCCAAAAAAACACUGGAAAACAAAAAAACAUGGCGCCUCAAGACAGUACAAAGGGGGACAAGACCUUCUGGAGAUAAGGACGAUCCAAAAACAGAAGAAAAGGGAGGUCCUUUGCUUGACAGACAGCUAUGUUACCAAGAACAUCAGCUAGAUAAUGAUCAAAGUGUAGAGGCCAUCUCUUUGAUGAAUCAUACAAGUGAACGUGAGGUCAUCAUGCAGAAGAUGAAGGCAACGUUUGAAUACAGACAGCGCCUUGUCCAUGAUCCAGAGGGAUCCACCACCAUUCUCUCUGUUUUUCCUCGAUUCCUGGACACUAAAGGAUUGAUUCUUCAGGACUUCACACUCCUCUUUGGGUCAGAAACUGCUUCCAGACUUUUGGAAAGGUGGCCGACAGUUUUCAAAACAAAGGUUAUCAGACUAGGAGAAACCUUGACUUCCACUCCACUGCUGAAAAGAUUACUGUCAUCUGCCAAACAGAGCAAAGAAAGCAGCGAGGCACAGGAUUCCCCAGAGUGGGACAGUGAUGUAUCAUCCUUCCUUUUACUUUUGCAUCUCCUAUCACCCCAGGCUUUAGGAAGAAAGAAAAUCCAAAGGAUCAGUAUUUCACAGGCUAUUGACCAUCUGGUGGUGUUUCACAAA